This is a messenger RNA of Gopherus evgoodei (Goodes thornscrub tortoise), 2032 nucleotides long. It is a transcript of the gene C5H4orf33, whose product is annotated as chromosome 5 C4orf33 homolog. NCBI's taxonomy places the organism in Eukaryota, Metazoa, Chordata, Testudines, Testudinidae. The record is from RefSeq and is a predicted model, not a curated record. The transcript has 8 exons. Bases 354 to 947 code for a protein of 197 amino acids.
CAGGAGGAGACCAGCAGGACAGUCACUCCACAGUAGAACCGUUCCCCGCCGGGGGCUGGAAUGGACCCAGCAGGCCUGAGUGUCAGCAGAAAACUAGUUCAACUCCUUUGACUUCAGCAGAGAUGCAUUUGUGUGCGAGGACUGAAUCUGACCUCUGUUUUUAAGCUAGGGCUUCCAUUUUAAAGGGCAUCAUCCUGCAGCUUUUAUUCAUGGGAGAAGUCCCACUGACAUUCAUUUCCAUUUUCCUCAUCAGUAAGAACUGAAAGAUCAGACUAUACCAACAGGACAGUCUUUUCGGCUAAUCUGGAAUUGUUGACAUAUUUCCAUUUCCAGUUUGUUUAUAACAUAGUUAGAUGGAAUUUAAAAUUGAACACACCUGGGACAGUUUACCAGUGAGUCAUGAGCCAGUAACUGUCAGGCUGAAGUCAGGCAGUGCAGGAUUGCUGAUGGAAGUAAGUGCCCCCUUCUUUAACGAUCCUCCAGCACCACUUGGAGAGCCAGGAAAGCCUUUCAGUGGACUGUGGGACUAUGAGGUUGUAGAAGCAUUCUUCUUGAGUGAGAGAACUAAGCGGUACUUAGAAGUUGAACUCUGUCCCCAUGGACAACAUUUAUUGCUGUUGCUUUCUGGCAGAAGAAGAGUAUCGAAACAAGAACUUCCUUUAACAUUUGAAGUGUCCAGAACAGAGACCAAAUGGGAAGGCAGAGCUCAUCUUCCUUGGAGUUAUUUUCCACCACGCACUGACAAGUUUAAUGCAUUUGCAAUUCAUGGAUCAGAAGCAAAGAGAACGUAUGAAGCACUUUACCCUGUGCCUCAGCAUGAAAUACAGAAAGGACAGAAACCAGAUUUCCAUCGCUUGGAAUUUUUCAAACAACUUAACCUGAAGAUGUUAAUGGGAGAAGAUUGGAAACAGCCUGAAUCAGAUCUGUGGUGUCAGCUGACUAGAUAAAUGAAUAAAAAAAUUUAGAUAUUUGAUAUGAUUCCAGGUAGUUGAAGCUGUAGGAACCAACCUUCUCAGCUAAACUAUGAUAAGAGCUUUAGUAUGCAUUUAUAAAUGUCAUAAAAAUGAGUGUUUGAAAGCCUGUUUAAGCACCAAAAAAGUCAACCUUUUAAAAAGUCAAUUAUCUUCAGCAGUUAUAUCUAAAAAUCAUGGGUCAAUGGGGUAGAGGCCUCUUUUCUAUUAUCUCAUCAAGAUACAGAUGUGGAACUCGCAUGUUCAUGUAAGAUGGAAGUGAGCCCAUUUAAGUCAUUCAGUCUAUGCCCUUGGAUUUGCUAGUGCAGAGAAAAAGAUAUUCUAACUAGGGUUGUACAUUUAGGUUAUAUUUAUUCAGGUUAGAGUUCUUGGAAAAAUCCAGUGUUUGAACUGGGAUAUCUCAGGUUAUACAGUAUAAUCUCAGCAUUUCUCCCUUACAUUGAGAGAGCUUCAAAUAUUUAGAGAGAUUUUUCACUGCUAUAUGAUUUUUCAUAACUGUUGCCAUUGUGAUUCCUGUUACCACUGGUAAUUAAGUGAUAAAUUUGUCCUAUUAACUGAAUCUUGAGCUUUAUUUGCACUCAGUUACAUUACCUGACUUGUAUGUUAUGGAAUACUGAUUCUACGAUGGGGGUUUGUUAUAUUGUAUUUAACAACAAUUAUGACAUAACAGAGUUGCACAAUUAAUAAGGUAACCAAAAUAGAAUAAUUAUUCUUUCCUCAGUGUCUUGUUUUUGGGAGAUGUAUAGAAUUCCUUUAUGUAUACAAUUUUUUUUUUAUUUUUAUUUUUUAGAGCAUAGGUUCUUUGGGAUAUGACCCAUGCUCUCUUGUGUUUGUAUAGUGCCUAGCGCAUAGUGGAGUUCCACCAGUAACAAGUACAGUGAUAACUAACUGCACAUAUACUAUGCAUAUGGAGGCAGUAUGGUCCAGUGGAUAGGGCACCAGACUGGAGUCAGGAAAUUGGGUUUUAAUGUCCACCGUGACAUGCAGCCUACUUCCCUGACAUCCAGUGCUGCUAACCUCAGGCCAGGUCUGUACUUAAAAAUUAGAUCAACGUAGCUACG